Molecule: messenger RNA, 2488 nt
Organism: Asparagus officinalis (garden asparagus)
Lineage: Eukaryota; Viridiplantae; Streptophyta; Magnoliopsida; Asparagales; Asparagaceae
Product: ankyrin-2
Exons: 3
Coding region: 409-2178 (589 amino acids)
Molecular function (GO): protein binding
Source: RefSeq, a predicted model, not a curated record
GCGACCCACAGGAGCGAUCUCAAGGCGGCAACGGAGUGCCUCGUCGAUCCCGCCGUCGACGUGAACUUCGCCGGAGCCGUCUGCUUCAAGGGGAGGAAGGCCGAGGUUGUGAUCGGAGAGGAGGUCGCCGAUGAGGUCAGGGUUGAGUACGAGGAGUACCGGACCGAGGUCUCCGCUCUGUUUCUCGCUUCCCACGCUGGGAAUCUAGGGCUCGUUAAGAAAUUGCUGAGUUCGGGGGCUGAUGUGAACCAAAAAUUAUUCCGUGGCUAUGCAACGACAGCUGCAGUGAGGGAGGGAAGGGCGGACGUGCUGGUGGUGCUGCUUAAGGCCGGGGCAGGGCAGCAGGCAUGUGAGGAAGCGCUGCUUGAAGCCUGUUUCCAUGGGAGGGCUAAACUAGCUGAGCUCCUUAUGGGAUCUGAUCUAGUCAGGCCUCACGUUGCUGUUCAUGCCUUAGUCUGUGCUUGCUCUCGGGGAUUUGUUGAUGUUGUUGACACACUCAUUAAGUGUGGAGUUGACGCCAACGUGACGGACCGCAUGCUGCUCCGCUCACUCAAGCCCUCUUUGCACACCAAUGUCGACUGUACUGCCCUGGUUGCGGCCAUCGUCAGCCGCCAGGUCGCCAUCGUGCGCCAAUUACUACAAGCCGGAGUAAGAAAAGAUAUCAAAGUAAACUUAGGCGCAUGGUCAUGGGACAUCGCCUCUGGCGAGGAGUUCCGAGUUGGUGCUGGUCUUGCCGAGCCCUACAAUGUUGCCUGGUGCGCUGUCGAGUACUUUGAAUCCACCGGAACCAUUCUUCGAAUGCUCCUCAACCAUUACUCCCCCAACUCUCUCCACCUCGGCCGUAGCCUCCUCCACCAUGCAAUUCUCUGCUCCAAUACCCCUGCAGUUGCUGCUCUCCUGUCUUGCGGGGCUGAUGUCGAGCUAGUCGUAAAGACUGGCCAGAAAAUUGAGUUCCGGCCAGUCCAUAUGGCUGAUAUGGCUGCUCGUCUUGGCCACGCGGCGAUACUCCAGUGCUUGAUCGAUAAGGGAUGCGAUCUAAACUCAAGAACAGAAACUGGAGACACAGCAUUGAUGUUAUGUGCUCGGUAUAAAAGAGAGCAUUGUGCUCGAGUGCUUGUAUCAGGAGGUGCAGACCUCAGUCUGGUUAAUGACGCUGGUGCCUCAGCGAUAACGGUCGCCGCUUCGAACCGGUGGAGCAUUGGUUUUCAGCGUGCUGUUCUCGAUGCGAUCCGUUCCGGGUCGGUACCGAAAACGAGCGACCGUGCUGUUUUCUCACCCAUUAUGUUCGUUGCUCGUAGCGGUGAUGUAAGAGCUCUGGAAGCAUUGUUAAUGCCUGCUGAUGUCGACAUUGACGAGCAAGAUGAGAACGGGUUCACUGCCCUGAUGUUCGCUGCGAAGGAAGGCCACGCUGAUGCAUUCAGGCUACUAGUCUUUGCCGGAGCCAAUGUUAAGUUAACCAACAAGUCUGGAGAGACGGCAAUCAAGCUCUCUCAAUCGAACAAUAACAGCGAGCUCUUCGAGCAGGUGAUGCUGGAAUUUGCUCUAGAAAAAGGAGGCGCCGGAGGAUUCUAUGCCCUCCACUGUGCUGCACGGCGUGGUGACCUAGCUGCAGUCCGUCUACUAACGAACCGAGGGCACAACGUCAAUCUCACGGACACUGAUGGGUACACCCCCUUAAUGUUAGCCGCAAGAGAAGGCCAUGGGAAGCUCUGCGAGCUUCUCAUCGCCUCCGGUGCAAAAUGCGAUAUCAAAACCGCAGGAGGGGAAACCGCGCUAUCCCUUGCAAGGGAGAACUCAAUGUUUGGGAACGAAGCAGAGGAGGUUAUAUUGGACGAGAUGGCGAGGGUUUUGGUGAUGCAGGGUGCGAGAGUGAAGAAGCACACAAAGAGAGGGAAGGGAGUGGCACAUAGUAAAGGGCUGAGGAUGGUCGGAGGGGCCGGAGUUUUGAGAUGGGGGAGGUCGAACCGGAGAAAUGUAGUCUGUAGAGAGGCGCAUUUAGGGGGGAGCGCGGCAUUUCAGAGAAAUCGGAGGAGGAAGGGUGAUGGAUUUGAGCCGGGGUUGUUCAGGGUGGUGACAACGAAGGGGAAGGAGUUUCAUUUUGUUUGCGACGGCGGGAAGGAGAUGGCGGAGCUCUGGGUGAGGGGGAUCCGAAUGGCGACGAGGGCGGUAUUCGGUUGAGGAGGGUAGAGAGGGUAGUGAGGACUCCAUCUCGAAGUCUAAUUAAAAUUAGGGUUAGGUUAGUUUUCUUGUCUUGGUUUUCUGUUGGUGUAUAGUUUGAUAGUUAUGAUGUUAACGUAGAGAGCUGCUCCUUUCCCCUUGAAACAUGUUGUAGAGUCUGAUGUGGUGAUGAGGUGUUUUUAGAGAGUAAUGAGGGAAAGGUUAAUGAGAGUGGGUGAGUUCGAAUUUGCUACCCAAGCUUUUUCAGGGGCUUUGAUGUUGCUGUGCGAGAUUUUCAGUGGAAUGUCUAAAGCAUGAAUUUUAACUAACA